AUGAGUUCGUCGCACACUAACAAUGCUUGUUCAUCUAGUCAAUCACAAUCAAUUCAUUCAGCAUCGAUCGAUGAAAUACAUAAUAUUCCAAUGAAAGAUAUAAAUCGUCCAUUACCAUCUGUACUUGAUGAAAAUAAAGUUCAAUCUCUCAUAGAAACUAUUCAAACAAUGGAAUCUGAUCGAAUUCCUCCUAUUGAUGUUCUUUGGUAUGAAGCACCUAAUUCAGGAAAUAAUUAUUUUUUUGCUAUGGGUGGUUGUCAUCGUUGGGAAGCUCAUAAACGUUUAAAUUCUGACACUAUUCGUGCUAAACUUGUUCGAACAACAUUAAAUGAUUUAAAAAUUUAUUUUGGUUCAUCUUUACCAAAUUUAAAAUAA
Molecule: messenger RNA, 375 nt
Organism: Rotaria sordida
Lineage: Eukaryota; Metazoa; Rotifera; Eurotatoria; Philodinida; Philodinidae
Source: the annotation of a GenBank genome assembly